AGAGGGUCCAAGAAGGGACGUUAUCAGGCCACUUUUUGGGUGGAGAAGGAGGUAGUCAGACCGUGGCCAAAUUUCCUUCACAUUGUCCUUGCAUAUUUUCAUUCUGGUGUUAGCUCUUACGCUUCUCCAAGCGGUGACUCUUACGCUUUAUAGAGUGGGGAAGAGGGCCUGGGUAUGUGAGGCAAGAAGGGAAGGCAAUGGACAAGAGAAAAGAAGAGACUUUAAAAGAUGCUUAAAGAAAAGGAUAGAUUAAAACCUAAAAAGAAAGAAAAGAAGGAUCCCAGCGCGUUAAAGGAAAGAGAAGUUCCCCAACACCCUUCCUGCUUAUUUUUCCAAUAUAAUACACAGCUGGGCCCCCCUUACCACAUCCUCGUUGAUACCAACUUUAUCAACUUUUCCAUAAAAGCCAAACUGGACUUAGUGCAGUCAAUGAUGGACUGUCUGUAUGCCAAGUGUAUCCCUUGUAUAACCGAUUGUGUAAUGGCUGAAAUUGAGAAAUUGGGGCAGAAGUAUCGAGUGGCUCUAAGGAUUGCCAAGGAUCCAAGAUUUGAACGAUUACCAUGUACACACAAAGGAACCUAUGCAGAUGACUGCUUAGUACAGAGAGUAACUCAGCAUAAGUGUUACAUUGUGGCCACAGUUGACCGGGACCUUAAAAGAAGAAUCCGUAAGAUUCCUGGAGUUCCUAUCAUGUACAUUUCUAACCAUAGAUACAACAUUGAACGGAUGCCAGAUGAUUAUGGAGCCCCUCGAUUCUAAUUCUUACAAGACACAGUUCCUCUGCCUUUCUUCGACCAACUUUCUCUUGUUGCCAGUUCAUUACACAUAAUGUAGCAGGAUUUUUAAGGAAUCAGAGAGACCGAUGGAGUUCAGGAAGAUAUUUAUUAUUUAGGUGCACUGGCCCAGUCGGAUUAACAUCCAAAGGACCGAGCCCUGAACAAAGAGUUAAGAGUUAAGUUACCUUUUAAGCAAUUUGUGGGGCGGGGGGUGGGGGGGGUGGAAUCUGCGCACGGGAAGCAUAUUACAGAAGCGAGAAAGACAGUUAUUCAAUUAACUGAGACAUGCAUUACAUCAUUUCUUACUUUUCAAGGAAAAUCAUGUUUUACGACUUGAGUUUAUCUGUCUAGUUACCUUGCAGCUGCACAGCUAGAGAAACAGGGUAUUUACAAUGCCUGGGAAAGGAGGAGAGAUAAGGCUCACUAGCCACAGAAAAACAGGCAGUUAAUUUUUAAAGGACUCCAGCUCUUUCUGUUUCUCACAGUGAAUUGGGUUUUCUUACAUACAACUGAGUUUCUGCUUACACAUUUUUUAAUUUCUUUUAAUUCCUUUUCCAAUGCAGUAGCAUGAAUUAUUAUUCUCUUGACCUAUUUGCCUUACUAUGAGCUGAGGGUAGUUAAAUAUGCUCAGUCCUUUUUUUUUUUUUUUCUUGAGAUGAAGUUUUGCUCUGCCACCAGGCUGGAGUGCAGUGGUGCA
Molecule: messenger RNA, 1473 nt
Organism: Nomascus leucogenys (northern white-cheeked gibbon)
Lineage: Eukaryota; Metazoa; Chordata; Mammalia; Primates; Hylobatidae
Gene: FCF1
Product: FCF1 rRNA-processing protein
Exons: 7
Coding region: 229-759 (176 amino acids)
Cellular component (GO): nucleolus; small-subunit processome
Source: RefSeq, a predicted model, not a curated record